ACGCCUGCUCCAUCGAGUCACAGGUUCCUCAGUUUCUUUUGGUUUGUUCACCGACGUUGGCACAAUGAAUCCUGUGGUUACAAGUUUAUUCGCCCUGCUGUUGGUCCUCUUCGUCGUCGACUAUGUCCAGAGCUGUGCUAUCUCCAACGCAAACGUCAACGCAGGAGGAUGUGGUGGAUGUGGUGGAUGCGGAGGCUGCGGUUGUGGCUGCGGCUGUGGUGGUUGGGGCGGAUGGGGCGGUUGGGGCGGUUGGGGAGGCUGCGGAUGCGGCUGGGGUAGGUGUGGAUGUGGGCCUUGGGGCUGGGGUUGGGGUAGAUGUGGCUGUUGCUGCUAACCCAUCGAUCAUCCGGCUGAAAACUUCAUCACUUCAAAAAGUUCCGGUUCGAAUGGACCACGGAAUAGGUUAUGAACAUCACCUCAAAAAUAUGACUCCUCGUCAAAAUUUAAUGUAAAAACAUCGCUUGCACGAAAAACUUCUAAAUUAGGAGGGAUUAACAAAUCUAUUGAAAUAUCGGAAAAUAUGUUUCUUUCACACGCAUAUUAUUAGCUGUCAAUCAAUUUUCAAUUCAACAUUUUCACUUCUUUUAUGGAAUUCUAAUAUGUGAAUUAUUAUUUUUUUAUUCACUUCUUUUAUAAAUUAAAAAAACGCCAAUUCCUCAAUUAUAAAAUCAAUUUAGAAAGAUUCAAAGCGACGAUCAAACACUACGCAAAAUUUAGAUAAGAAAGCGUCUAUGUUAGUGCUUAAUUUUGUAAACUGUUCAGUGGCCUAGCUCGGGUUUAAAUUUUAAGUUCUGACGACACUAGCAUAUCAUCUCUUAAAUCACAAGGCGAUUGAAGGCAAGAUCUUCAUCAAGAAGACAGUACCAGCAAUGUAUCCGGCAGCAAACACUGCCUCAGCUGAGUUUCAUCAAAGAUCAUCAUGAAAAUUCAAAUUUGACAGAACCUCUCGAUGAAAUACUUGACGAGACUUCUUCAUGGGGCACCGCAUGGCUGGUAUUUAACAUGCAUCCUGAAACUCAUCAGUCCGAUUCUGCAGCUUGAAACUUCGAUACCUCGCUUUUAUCGAUAGACUUCAAUUCGGCAGGGUAUGAUGACACCGGCUAUAGGAUUAGUAUCCUGGUCGUGAACGCUAGGUUCCCGCCAAAAAAGUGACUUCAAGCAAAAACAUACACCCUUUGCGUCUGCUGAAUAAAAUUUCGUGUUCAACUUUUAA
Molecule: messenger RNA, 1213 nt
Organism: Bemisia tabaci
Lineage: Eukaryota; Metazoa; Arthropoda; Insecta; Hemiptera; Aleyrodidae
Source: RefSeq, a predicted model, not a curated record